UCAUUAAUUCCGAUUCAAAUUUGAUUGCUGGUUCAUUUUCGAAAUUAUUUUAUUUAUUUUUUUGUCCCAUUCCUUAAUUUUUGGAAGUAGGCACGCGUGGAAGAGUUGGUGGAUUCAAAUGUGAGCUGAGCUCCUGUUGCUAAGAUCUGCUGGCGGUUGUAUGGCCUAAAAAUGUAGGACUUGCAAUGGACGUUGAAAAAUCAAUGAGUUGCAGUCUUUACUGUAACUGUGCAUAGUAGUUGUGUUUCUAUGGGCUAAAAGUGGUACCAAGAUGGUAUAGCAGUUGAAAAAUUAUGGACAUGGAGGAUAUGCGAGAUGCUAAUCAACCUUCAGAGCAGAAUUCUCUUAUUGGUUCAUGGUGGCCUUCAGAUUUUGCUGAGAGUUUUGGAUCUAUAUCCUUAGAGUCUAGAAAUGAGAAUCUAAGGAGAAAAGAAUACAAUAACAAAGAGAAGUAUGACAGAUUAUCAUAUAAAAGAGCAUCACAAAUCCUAUGGAGCACAGGAAUGCUUUCUGAACCAAUUCCAAAUGGUUUCUACUCUGCUGUACCAGAUAAAAAGCUCAAGGAACUAUAUGAAGAUAUACCUACGUUGGAGGAGCUUAAUGCUUUGGAGCAUGAGGGUUUGAGGGCGGAUGUUAUCCUUGUAGAUGCUGAGAAGGAUAAGAAGCUUUCUAUGCUAAAACAGUUGAUUGUAGCUCUGGUUAAGGGUCUAAACUCGAAUGCUGCCGCUGUAAUAAAGAAAAUUGCUGGAUUGGUAUCUGAUUUCUACAAGCGGUCAAAUUCAGAAAUAAGCCCCAAGAAAGCUGCCCAGGAAGAAUCCUCACAUCUAUCUGAAAGUCGAGGUGUGCAACUUCUGGGUCAAAUACGGCACGCUACGUGCAGACCUCGAGCAAUAUUAUUCAAAGUUCUUGCUGAUGCUGUAGGACUGGAGAGUAGGCUGGUGGUGGGUUUACCCACUGAAGGAACUUCUGAGUGUGUGGACUCCCACAAACAUAUGUCUGUGUCAGUGGUUUUGAAUUCUGUAGAAUUGGUGGUUGAUUUGAUGCGGUUUCCUGGCCAACUGAUGCCUCGGUCAACCAAAGCUAUCUUUAUGUCUCACAUAUCUGCUGCCGGGGAGAGCGAUUCUGCAGAAAAUGAUUCUUGUGAUUCACCAAUGGAACCGAACAGCCCCUUGUAUGGGGUUUCAGAGCGACUUGAUCCUGAAAGAACUGAGAAAGAUGAUGGCCUGCUGUAUCAACGAAGGCUGGAAGCUUAUUCAAAUGCAGCAGGGCCUUCAUUAAGAAAUAUGAUGCUGCGGUCAAAUUCUGUUGAUAGAAAACUGAGCUUGUCGCGCAGUGAACCUAACAUAGCCGCUACAUUUUGGCGAAGGAGUAGGAGAAAGGUCAUUGCUGAACAAAGGACUGCAAGUUCAAGCCCAGAGCAUCCUUCACUUCGUUCACGUGGUCGUUCCAUGCUUAGUGGCGAUAACAAAUCUUUCAGAGAGUAUUCUGUUGAUGAUGGUACAUCCAGGUCAGAGGGGGCAUCAUCACCAGACACACGUCGGCUUAGAAGAAGAAGCAUUAGCAUGACCCCUGAGAUUGGUGACGACAUUGUAAGGGCUGUGAGAGCAAUGAAUGAAUCACUAAAGCAAAAUCGUCUUUUAAGAGAACAAGGUGGAAGUGGCUCAUCUAAUUCAGGUCAACCAGAAGAGGUUAAUGACACUCAACCUGAUGACCGUUCCAAAUUGUAUGAUAAUAACUCAACUAUAUAUGUCACUCAGGGGCAGCACAGUUCCCAGAAAGCAAUGUCAUUACCUUCAUCUCCACAUGAGUUCAGAAGUCAGACCCCAGAACACAGUGGGAUUCCCAGGGUAAAUGAGGAAAUGGUUUCAACAUGGAACAGAGUUCUGGACUCACCAAUGUUCCAGAAUAAACCUCUGCUGCCAUAUGAUGAGUGGAAUAUUGAUUUCUCGGAGUUAACUGUAGGCACUCGCGUUGGAAUUGGUUAG
Messenger RNA from Salvia splendens (bonfire salvia), 1985 nucleotides. RefSeq names its product serine/threonine-protein kinase EDR1. The transcript is spliced from 11 exons. Bases 294 to 1985 code for a protein of 563 amino acids. Lineage: Eukaryota; Viridiplantae; Streptophyta; Magnoliopsida; Lamiales; Lamiaceae. The record is from RefSeq and is a predicted model, not a curated record.